Molecule: messenger RNA, 4429 nt
Organism: Rhincodon typus (whale shark)
Lineage: Eukaryota; Metazoa; Chordata; Chondrichthyes; Orectolobiformes; Rhincodontidae
Product: myelin-associated glycoprotein-like
Exons: 9
Coding region: 182-1747 (521 amino acids)
Source: RefSeq, a predicted model, not a curated record
AGCAUCCUCUUCAGGUUAGGAAUUCUUAUCGGUCUGCUUUGUUUUUGCUUGCAUUAUGUUAGCUGAAAAAGAUUGUAAAUUUGAAAGGAAACAGAAUUGGAAAACAGCAAACAAGUCUCAAUGAGUCUGAUUGUCCCCGUCUGGUGUGUGUACAUGUCCCAUCGAGGGUGAGAUCUGCACCAUGAACACAUCACACUGGACCCUGGCACUUAUAGUUAUAUGUCUCAUUCAGGGGUCUGUCUGCCAGUGGUCUGUCUGGGUCGAUGAUACCGUUCAGGCUUGGGAAGGGGAGUCUGUGAUAUUGAACUGUUCCUUUCAGUAUCCUGAUCCGAUCCGAGACCCUUCCACUGUAAUCGCCAGGUGGCUGAAGAACUCUCCCUUCCCCAAUAACCAUCAGGCUGCUGAAAUAUACAAUAGCAGGAACCUGGAAAUCGUCUCUCCUGACGUUCAGCUGAUCGGAGAUCUGAACGAGAGGAACUGCUCGCUCCAGAUCGAAAACAUCCACAAAGCGGACACCGGGAUUUACUACUUCCGAUUUGAACUGGGCCAGGGCAACAACUGGUCGGGAGAAAAUGGGAUCAAUGUCCAAGUAUACGGUCGCCCUUCAAAGCCGGAUAUACGUGUCCCAUCAGAAAUAAUUGAAGGAGACGAAAUGGUUUCUGUGACCUGUUCCACCACAAACAUUGACCAAAGAGGGAGAGCUACUCUGAGCUGGGAUGGUAUCUCUGAUCUAACGGAUUGGGUGCCCAGAACCGAAGAACAAUGGGCUGGAUACUCCUGGUCACUGACCAGUAAUUUUGCAUUCAUCCCAUCCUACCAGCACCACAACAGGGUCAUCAAAUGUAUGGUCAAUUACAUACCAUUUCCAUACUCAGAUGAAGCUGACUUAACAUUACAAAUAAGAUACCCUCCAAAAAACACAGUCCUCCUCGUGAAUGCAUCACAGGAAGAAAUAAAAGAAGGUGACUGUGUGACACUUGUAUGUGUCGGCAACAGCUUCCCUGAAGCUAACUAUACCUGGUACAAGAAAGACCAAUUCACAAACAGAACUGAGGUUCUAAGUACUGUGAGCAGCAAUAUAUUAUUCCAAAAAAUAUCAAGGAAGAACUCUGGAUUCUACAACUGCAUGGCCACAAAUUAUUUGGGAAGCAGUUUGUCUUCAGAAAUUGAAAUUGAUGUGCAAUAUAAGCCUGACAAGGUAACAAUCAGCCAGGAAGUUCUAUACAAGUGCAUUGCUGAGGCCAGUCCUCCUGCAGUCAUCACAUGGAAGAUCAGUGAUGAAAGUAUAAACCUCACUGAUCCCAGGGUCAGUAUAAAGUCAGAAUUCAAUGGCACACAUUCAGUUAGUACACUGAGGCUGGAAACAACAGCAAGCUUUUGUGUUUCGUGCCUAGCUCAGAAUAAACACGGAGUGUCGGUGACGGAGAGGUGCCCACCUGGUUCUUUCACCAAGACGUUGUUGCUGGCUGUUGGGGUCAUUGCCAGUGGAAUGGUUGUCAUCAUCAUUUUCGUCAUUGUUGCAUGGAGGAAAAAGAAGGAAGUGAUUGGAGGGCAAGAGUUGGAAAGUGAUUCCCAACCUGUGAUCUACACUGAAGUGCAGACACCAAAAAAGACACAGGCAACUCAAUCUGAGACCAGUGGCAGACGAGAAAACGAAUUUGCCUACGCCAACUUGCAGCAUGAAUCAAUUGGCCAGAGGCAAGCGAAAGCUCAGAGCGACAAAGUGGAGAUCUUGGGAGCUGUGUGAAAGAAUGCAGACAUAAUGCUGCAAUCAGUUCAUUAACAAGGAUGACAGGGAAUCGGCAAAACUGUAAAUGACACUGAAAAAAAUUAAGUGUGGUAUUUUUUACGGGUAAAGCAAUUUGGAAAUGAACCCUAACCAUAUUUUUGUGCAAUGGAAGUAAAAUAGUUACAGGCUGUUAAAUGUAUAAAGUAUCAAACCCCUUACGUGUUAUGUCCACUCCUGUAAUUUACUUCCUGUCAUACUUCGUCACACAUUCUUUCAACCCACUUUCUCCCAUUGUGCCUUUUUCUCCCAUCCCACCUUUCCCCUUGGUGCUUUCUCUGUCAUGUGCUGCAUGAAGACUCACUAUUCACUUAGCAUGCCAAAUUCUUCCUCCCAUUUUUAGUUGUAUAUAUUUGAAGCAAUACCUGCUCCAACUCACUGUGAGCAAAGCCACAAAGUAUAUCACAUGAAAGACACAAAUAUAUUUUAUUGUAAGCUGGAACAUUGAAAAUUCUCGGAGACCUAUUUAGAUUUCAACUGAUCUCCCCUGAUUUUGUAAAUUAUAAUUUCAAACAAAAAGCAUUAAAAUAUACAAAAUCUGUGUGACUAAAUAUUUCAGUGAGACAUACGUCUAAUGCAAGUAUAGCCUACAUGGAGAGAUAGUCUUCUGAAUGCAGGAAUACUAUGUGCAGUUUGACUCAUCUGGUUCCAGUUUUUGGUUACUUUGAGCAAGCAGGACAAAUAAUUUGUCCUAAUUCCCAGUUGUUUUCUCAAAGACACGGUGUUACUCGAUGAGAUUGUGCCAAAGUCGGUGAGGCCUGGUAGCAUCUUUACUCUUAUUCUAAUCAUGCCAUAUCUGAGUACAUGAUGCUAGCACUUGAGAGCAGGUGUUUCUGCAGCACCCAUUUUAAAGAAACAUGUAGCAGGAAAUCGAAGAGUAUAUGUGCAGAAAAGCAAAGGCACGGCUCCUCAACACACACACCAAUCAGGAACAUCUCCUCUCUCUGGAAAUUUUCCACAACAUCCACGCUUUGGAACUUACGUCUUUCCGAUUGCAUGUGCUCGUACCUACAUUUUCAAAAUGACAUAAAUAAGUUUCUUGUGUCAGCCAUCCCACCUCAAUCUGAUUGUUUGUUUUCCCCUGAUCUUUAACAUUGUGCGUGUUUUUUUUUCAACUAUCUCUGCCUGCCACUAAACUGAUUGGCUUCGUAUUCUGGUGUUGCCAAUGCUACCAGGGUGUUUCCAACAAGAUUUAAACACAGACCCUCAUCCUCCCUCCUCUGGUCGCUCACCAAGUCCACUUUCCCACGUAAACCAUGAUUCCGCCAGAUCCAUUCACUUUCCCACACAAACCAUGGGAAAGUGAAUGGAUCUGACAGAAUCAUUCGUGACUGUCAAUCAAACAGCCCCUUGUCCUACUGCUCAAUAUUCAUUUUGUGGCCACGUGCACUCUCCUCAUUUACUCAUAGCAGUGUCCCAGAGAUUAAUCUUUGUUCCUGGAGAAGUCAGGACAGUGCAGGAGGGUUGGCAACUGUAGUGUGGUGCUCUACCUUUAUUGCUUUCUACCCAUCUUAGUCUAUUCACCGAAGUACUUUCUGUCUAUUUCUACUUCCUGGUAUAUCUGGUUAUUUUUCUAUAUAUGCCUGUGUGUUUAUCUCUCUCCAUUUCUGUCACUUUCCCCAAUCUAUCUCUGUCCCUAUUUGUGGUCGUCUUACUUUCCCUUUACAUCACACAAUCUUUACAUGUAGACGUAUAUCCAUGUCUCUACUACUAUCAGUCUUUGCCCCUAUCUAUCUUGCUACCUCAGUCUUUCUUUCCUUCUGUAUAUCAUUUCCUGUAUCUCAUUGUUACAGCCUCUGAUUUUCUCUGUUCCUGUUAACAUUUUUAAUUAAGAGAUUAGUGUAACAUUCUAUAGGAGAACUCAUAUUAAACUAAACUCAACAUCCAUUUAAAUAAUUUCAAUUAAAAGAAAUUCUGCCACAACAAAAGUAGGGAUAAGCCUAGAAUUUUCAAAAGAAAAACUAACCAGGAAAAUACAGAAACCUAAAUCAGCAGAUAAUGUUUCAAUAAUGAAUUAGCAUUUUAUCAACUCAAUAUUAAUUACCUUAAGUUAUUUUGUCUUACACUUGUUUAGAUAUGAAAACUGAUUUGAGUUGUUCAAAGUGUUCAGAGUCUCCAGGCACUGAAUCUCAGGAAUGAAACAUACCACCACUUCUGUGAAAAAGACGAGCAUUUCACAAAAAAAUGCUGUUUUAAAUAUUCUGAAUUUGAAUAAUUUCAAAAUGCUGGGAAUGAUGGUCUGGACUACAGAAAGGAAGUGGCUCAUCCCUUCAGCUAUACCUGGCUAGAGUGUGAUACAAUGAAAUAUAGGACAUCUGUGUUUCCAUGGCUGUGUUAAGCUGUACAAUACGAAGCACAGUCAUUUUAACUUUAGGGAGGGUGAGAUUGAGUUAACCCUCUCAAGAGGAAACAAUUGGAUAGAGAUCAUAAUGGGCAGCAAUUCAAUAUCACUGUCUCCCAUUGUUGCAACUAUCACUUUUCUUUCUCUCACAAGCAGCCAUUGAUUUAUUGGGAGUUGGACCCUGGGGAUGUUUGGUAUGUUACAGUGUCCUUUUUUUAAAAAAUAUAUAUAUUUAGUGAAAAUACCUUUAUGGGUGUACAGCGAUGGGCUUUGUCUAUGAAUUUCAUUGUGUCCAUCAAAAA